GGUCGCCCUCUGGCCAUGUUCGACUCGGUGAAGCUGCGCCGCGACAACGCGACGGACUUCUUCUCGCACUAUGAGUAUCUGUGCGCGCUGCAGGACUCGGUGCCGCUCCCCGCAGUGCGCGCCUGUCUCCGGGAGGGCGUGCUGGACUUCAAUGCCGACCGCCUCCGCAUGGUGGACUGGGCGCCUCUCCUGAGCACUCUCAAAAUUAAUAAAGAUCUGCCCUGGAUCUCUAUCAAGAGCUUCUUCCAGCCGUGGCUUGGAGACGUAGGUUCUGACAUAAAUAAAGUUUGCAGAAGUCGUGUUCCUGCAAUAAGAUUCAAAGAUGUGACCUUCCAGUUAUGUAAAGCUCUUAAAGGCUGUUUAAGUGUAUCAAGUAUGCUAAGAAACCUGGAGCUAAAUGGACUAGUUCUGAGAGAGAGAGAUUUAACUGUUUUAACAAAGGGAUUGAAUAAAUCGGCUUCUUUGGUGCACCUGUCUCUUGCAAAUUGUCCAAUUGGAGAUGGAGGUUUAGAAAUUAUUUGUCAAGGUAUAAAGAGCUCUGUCCCUCUUAAGACAGUCAACUUCUCGGGUUGUAAUCUGACAUGGCAGGGAGCGGAUCACAUGGCCAAGAUCUUAAAGUAUCAGACCAUAAGAAGGCAUGAAGAAACCUGGGCUGAGAGUCUUCGCUAUAGGAGACCUGAUCUUGACUGUAUGGCGGGCCUGAGGCGUAUCACACUGAAUUGCAACACGCUUAUUGGUGACCUAGGUGCAUGUGCCUUUGCAGACUGUCUCAGUGAGGAUUUAUGGCUGAGAGCACUUGACCUGCAACAGUGUGGCCUCACCAAUGAAGGAGCAAAGGCUUUACUGAAAGCCCUUGAAACCAAUAGAACUCUCGUCAUUCUGGAUGUAAGAAAAAAUCCACUUAUUGAUCAUUCUCUGAUGAAAGCAGUUAUCAAAAAAGUUCUCCAGAAUGGAAGGAGUGCGAAGUCAGAGUACCAAUGGAUAACUUCUCCGUCAGUGAAGGAAUCAUCCAAAACUGCUAGACAGAAAAAGAAAACUAUAAUUCUAGGAAGUGGUCGAAAAGGAAAAGCUACUAUUAGAAUUGGAUUGGCUACAAAGAAACCUAUAAGUAAUGGAAGAAAACACUCCCUUGGGAAUGAACAAGACACUCCAAUAUCUCUACCACCUGGUGUGUCUGGUUUCUUGCCAUGGCGCACUGCAGAACGUGCAAAAAGGAAGAGGGGCUUUCCAUCAAUUAAAACUCGUGAUAUAGAUAAUCAGCAACCAGGUUUUCCUGUGACUGUGACAGUGGAGAGUCCUUCAUCCUCAGAAAUUGAAGAGGUUGACGAUUCUUCAGAAAGUGUUCAUGAAGUGCCUGAGAAAACCAGUUUAGAACAAGGAGUGUUACAGGAAAAACUGGAUGAGUGCCUGAAGCAGCUAAAGGAGGAAAGAGUGAUAAGGCUUAAGGCUGAUAAACGAGUUAGUGAGCUGGAACAUGAAAAUGCCCAGUUAAGAAAUAUAAAUUUCUCUUUGUCUGAAGCCCUUCAUGCACACUCAUUGACAAGCAUGAUCCUGGAUGAUGAAGGUGUUUUGGGCAGUAUUGAGAAUUCCUUUCAGAAGUUCCAUGCUUUCUUGGACCUCCUUAAAGAUGCUGGGCUGGGGCAGCUUGCCACAAUGGCUGGUAUAGAUCAGUCAGAUUUUCAUUUACUAGGUCCUCCUCAGAUGAAUUCUACUGUUAGUAGUCUACCUAGAGAAGAAAAGAAAGCACUUGAAGAAGAAAAACCAGAAGCAAAGCAGAAUGCCAUAGGACAAAUGCAAAAUAUCCAAGUUUCUAUUUGUAUGCAGUCAGCUUACAAUGAAGGAACACUAAUGAAGUUUCAGAAAAUUACAAGUGAUGCUAGAAUACCUUUGCCUCUCGACUCCUUCCCUGUGCCAGUUUCUACUCAGGAGCCCUUAGUAACUUCCACAGACAACGUCGGAGUCCCAGCCACUGAGCAGCAGCAGGAGUCUUUGGAAGGAUUCAUUGCUAGAACACAUUCUCCUUUAGCAGAUGUGAUUUCUGGAACAGGAAGUCAAAGAGUAGAAGAGGAGGUCUCCGUAAAUAGCAAAUCAUCUUCAGAAAAAAGGACCAAAACAGGUGAACAUACCAAAAAACACUCUGCUAAGAAACAACCUGGAAAGGACCUGCAUUCCCAGUCUGACUCUCCUGUAAACUGGAAAAGCAACGGAAUCAGAGAAACGAGUUCUUUGGUUAAUGAACCAAUUAAAAGUGAGUCUUUGAAAAAAUACCUUUCUGUCAAGAAAGAAAGUAGAAUAGUGACUGUUUCAUCCAAGACAAGUAGUAGUAAAUCCAGUCCACUAGAACAUUCUGAAGGUGAUACUCAUGGAUCUGAUUUGGAAUUUCAAGAAAACAUGCAUUAUCACUCCUGACAUAGGCCUAAAUCUUUUGAAAUUAUGUUUCUACCUUUAAAUUUUAAUAAAUUUUCUUAUGUUUUUAUUAUGACA
Molecule: messenger RNA, 2484 nt
Organism: Otolemur garnettii (small-eared galago)
Lineage: Eukaryota; Metazoa; Chordata; Mammalia; Primates; Galagidae
Gene: CEP78
Product: centrosomal protein 78
Exons: 16
Coding region: 16-2409 (797 amino acids)
Cellular component (GO): centrosome
Molecular function (GO): protein binding
Source: RefSeq, a predicted model, not a curated record